AUGGCAUUCUAUCGUUCUUUUCGAGAACAGGUAGUGUCAUCAAGAUCACCUAUAGUGGACAGAAUUGCGGAAGAACCUGUGCCUAGCAAAUCAACUCAAAGCACAGUCACGGGCAUUUAUCAAGUCAACAUGGUGGGAUAUUGGAGAAACGUGACGAUAUUAUGGACAAAAAAUUACAUGAACCAUUCAUUACACCUAACAGUUGAUGGAUUGGGAGGUGAGAUUCAGUACAACUGCAAGAUUGACGUGAAGCCAUGGCACUUUUGGAGCAAGAAAGGCUACAAAUCAUUCAUCGUCGACGGCCACCAAGUCGAAGUCUACUGGGACCUCCGGUCGGCGAAGUUCUCCGGCAGCCCGGAGCCAUGCAGUGACUACUACGUUGCACUGGUGUCCGACGAAGAGAUUGUUUUGUUAUUAGGAGACUACAAGAGGAAAGCCCACAAGAGAACGAAGGCGAAAUCUCCACUAACUGAUGCAGUCUUGGUGAUGAAGAAAGAAAACGUGUUCGCCAAGAAAAGCUUCUCGACAAAAGCGUGCUUCGACGAGAGUGGUAAAGAGAGCGACAUAGUUGUGGAGAGUUCAAGUUCAGGUCAGAACAAGGACCCAGAAAUGUGGGUGAGCAUUGAUGGGAUAGUGAUGAUCCAUGUGAGAAGCUUGCAAUGGAAGUUUCGUGGGAAUCAGACAGUGAUUGUGAAUAAACAACCUGUGCAAGUUUUGUGGGACGUUCAUGAUUGGUUGUUCAGUGAGAGUGGUUCAGGUGGGGCUGGUCUGUUCAUAUUCAAGCCAGGACCUUUCGAACCAGACAGUGAAAAAGAAGGAAGUGCGUUAUCUGGGUGUGAGAGUGAUGAUGGAAGUGGGUUUUAUUCAACAAAGAGCCAAGCUACCAACUUUGAUUUUUGUCUGAUUCUCUCUGCCCAUAAAAUUGAGUAA
This is a messenger RNA of Neltuma alba, 930 nucleotides long. RefSeq lists its product as uncharacterized. The record is from RefSeq and is a predicted model, not a curated record. NCBI's taxonomy places the organism in Eukaryota, Viridiplantae, Streptophyta, Magnoliopsida, Fabales, Fabaceae. Bases 1 to 930 code for a protein of 309 amino acids. The transcript has a single exon.